CAGAAAUUUGUCCACGAAGUCAAGCUAAUUCCUACGUUGUCCGCGAAAUCCAACUUCCUGGCUCAGACCCGUUUAAAGUGGUUUGUAUGUCAGAUUCGGAGCUUGGAUCUAGAUGGUUGAAUGUUUAUAGAAAAUAUGAUGAUUCAAAAACAUUUAAUCGCACGUAUGAGGAUUAUCAACGUGGAUUCGGUGAUGCAGAAACUGGAGAGUUUUUUAUUGGACUGAAUCGCUUGCACAAUCUGGCCAGUGGAAAGCCUCAUGAAGUGGUUUUAUACGCCGGUUGGGGGAUAAGAAGAUGCGACCACUUUGUUGUGGGCGAUAGAAGCGAAGGGUACAAGCUAAAUACUAUUGGCAAUUGUACUGGAGACGACUGGAUGAGCCCUAAGCAGGGCUCUCAAUUUUCGACCUUCGAUCAAGAUGAGGAUGGAGAUCCUGAUCGUAAUUUGGCGGAGGAAGUGGGCUAUGGCUGGUGGUUCGAUCCUGGUAUGAGCCACGACAAGAAUGAUAUAGAAAUUUUCAUCCGAAGAACCGAUUGAAGAAAACAAAAAGCCUUUUAAAACGGACUUGGAAAAUAAACCAUUUUUGG
Molecule: messenger RNA, 586 nt
Organism: Drosophila bipectinata
Lineage: Eukaryota; Metazoa; Arthropoda; Insecta; Diptera; Drosophilidae
Product: fibrinogen-like protein 1
Source: RefSeq, a predicted model, not a curated record